GUCAAGCCCGCAGCGGCUGAACCAGCCCCCGAGCACCCGAGUCUCCUCUCUUUCCUUUGUGUGCGCGCGAGCGGAGUUGGGGCGGAGGGAGAAGGGGGAGGUCGCUCUGUCUGUCUGUCUCCCGUCGCCUUUGCCCCGGCUGCUUGAAGUGCGGGCGCGGAGGCGGGAGUCCCGGGGAGGGUGCGGGCAGCUGGCCGCGCUGCUCGGGGCCGCUGGGUCUCCGCUCGGUCUCCGCCGCGCGCCGGGGAGCUCAGACGGCAGGAGGGCUCGGCUGGAGCCCCCAACCGCUCGCCCGCCCGCCGAGGCCACCCCUCGGUCUGCCUCCGCUCCCACCUACUCCCCAGCACCCGGAGAAAAGCGUGCAAAGGCGCGGAGAGGGACGGAAACCACAAAUAAAUAGCGGCGGCAGCAGCGCGUCAUCUGGCGGAGCAGGAAGUGCAGGCAGAGUCCGGAGGCUGCUGCUUUCUGCGCGUCCCCAGGACUUUGCCAUGGGCUGGGGGCCGCGGAGGCUGCGAGCGGCCGGGCGAGGGCAGCGGCGGCGACGCACGCACCGGGGCUGAGCGAGCAGCGACGCGUGGAGCGCGCGGAGAUGGCCGCGUCCAGCAACUCCAGCCUGUCCGGCUCCUCGGUGUCCUCCGAUGCUGAAGAAUACCAGCCUCCCAUAUGGAAAUCAUACUUGUAUCAGUUACAGCAAGAGGCACCUCGUCCCAAGAGGAUCAUUUGUCCUCGAGAGGUGGAAAACAGACCAAAAUAUUAUGGAAGAGAGUUUCAUGGCAUCAUCUCCCGGGAGCAGGCAGAUGAGCUUCUAGGAGGUGUGGAGGGCGCCUAUAUCCUUCGAGAAAGCCAGCGGCAGCCAGGAUGCUACACAUUAGCUCUGAGGUUUGGAAACCAGACUUUAAACUACAGGCUCUUCCAUGAUGGGAAACACUUUGUGGGCGAAAAGAGGUUUGAAUCCAUUCACGAUCUGGUGACAGAUGGCUUGAUAACGCUGUACAUAGAAACAAAAGCUGCUGAAUACAUUUCAAAAAUGACAACGAACCCCAUCUAUGAACACAUUGGAUAUGCCACUUUACUCAGAGAAAAAGUAUCCAGAAGGCUGAGCAGGUCUAAAAAUGAGUCAAGAAAAACAAGUGUCACAAACGAAGAGCACACGCCGGUGGAGAAGAAACAUGGCUCCAUGAACAGCAGCUACCUCUGUUGGACAAGAGAGCUCCUGGGUCAUCAGCAGAACACACCAUGGAAGCUGGAAACAUGCAAACCUGAGGAAAGGUCCUGGAAGUUAUCACUGAAGUUUAGCCAUGGUACCUUCAUACUGGAAAGACUUGAUGACCUUGCAACACUAAGGUUUUCACAGAUCUCCUCCUUGGUUCGAAGGGCUGCCCUUACACACAACGACAACCACUUCAACUAUGAGAAGACACACAACUUCAAGGUCCACACGUUCCGAGGCCCACACUGGUGUGAGUACUGUGCCAAUUUCAUGUGGGGACUCAUCGCACAAGGAGUCCGGUGCUCAGACUGUGGGUUGAAUGUACACAAGCAGUGUUCCAAGCAUGUUCCUAAUGACUGCCAGCCUGAUCUCAAGAGGAUCAAGAAGGUGUACUGCUGUGACCUCACCACUCUCGUGAAAGCUCACAACACUCAGAGGCCCAUGGUGGUUGACAUAUGUAUUCGGGAAAUUGAAGCAAGAGGUUUGGAAAAUAUUCCCUACUACGGACUGAAGUCAGAAGGCCUGUAUAGAGUCUCUGGGUUCACAGAACACAUUGAAGAUGUCAAGAUGGCAUUUGAUAGAGAUGGGGAAAAGGCAGAUAUAUCUGCCAACAUCUAUCCAGACAUAAACAUCAUCACUGGGGCUCUGAAACUGUAUUUCAGAGACUUACCCAUCCCUGUCAUCACUUAUGAUACCUAUUCCAAAUUUAUAGAAGCAGCAAAAAUCUCCAAUGCAGAUGAGAGGCUGGAAGCAGUCCAUGAAGUGCUGAUGUUGCUGCCUCCCGCCCACUAUGAGACCCUGCGCUACCUAAUGAUCCACCUCAAAAAAGUUACUUUGAAUGAAAAGGACAAUUUUAUGAAUGCAGAAAAUCUGGGGAUCGUGUUUGGGCCCACCCUGAUGAGGCCCCCCGAGGACAGCACCCUGACAACCCUCCGUGACAUGCGGUACCAAAAGCUGAUUGUGCAGAUUUUGAUAGAAAACGAAGAUGUUUUGUUCUAGUCCAACAAAGAAAUGAGCUGAAUGGCCCCAGCCCCAUCCUAGUUGAUAGAUCAAAAGGAAUAAAAACAUUUCUUACACUUGAUUUGUUUUUCAAACAAGUAACAGAGUUUCCUGGACCACAACGGAUCGCAGAGUCGGGUAAUGUGUCUCAUAGACACGCCCUCCUCUAUGCGAGAACAGGGUGAGGGCAAGAGAGCCCCGGCCUUGGGUCUUUCGCUGUGCCUCGUAUGUAUGUCUGUUUCGCUGGAAGAGUGAUUAAUACAUCUUUCUUUAACUUAUUAAAAAACAACGUAGACCUUUAAGCUUCAAUCUUACCAGUAAUAAAAGGGAACUUAAUUCCUAAAGGUACUUGAUACAGUUAUAAAUUUUCCACUUACAGAAAGAAGACAAUUCUAUACGUUAAAUGUUAAAUGAAACCUAUAUUGUAAAAUGUAUUUUUAUUUCAGCUGCAAGAAUGUUAUUUUAUUUUAACAAAUAGAACUCAAUGCAGUGCAUUGACUAUUACCCUGUGUACAUUGUUCUGCGUUCUUGCUGUGAUGCCCUGGAAGUUUGACCACAAAUGCAGUGUUAUCUUGACAUACCUCUCUCCUUUUUAGUGCUUUUCAAUGAAAUUUCACCUGCCACAUUGUCCCUGCUUUUGAUAGUUUUUGCACUUAAGCACUAGCAUUCUGCUAUCAUAUAGUAUAAGUUUAUAACAAUUAUAGGAUGGUCCGAAAUAUCCACAAAUUGUCUUUCCAUAAAAAUUUUGUGAAUUCCCGAAGUAUGUUAUCAAUUGGUCACUACCCUCCCAUGUAACGAGUGUGUAACCUAGAACAUGCAGAAUGUGGUCAUUUUGUGUAAAAUUAUUUGAGGACAGUGGACGUAUCUGGGCUAUGAAAAACUUUAGCACUUUUUCCUCUUUUCAGCAAAACACUCCAAACUCAUAUGUUAAUUAUAAGUUGAAUUUUUGCCACAUUCGUGUAUUGACAAAAAGUGACCCUGCAGAAUAAUUUUUGAAUUUUUUCAUUUUUAUCUUAUCAACAAACCUAUUUUUAAAAGUAAAGAAUGAGUAAGGUUGGUUUUUGCUAAAUAUUUGUUCAUCCUUGAGAAAAGUAGUUCUGUAUGAGAAAUAAUUUCAUAUGAUUUUAUUACUAUAGUUCCAUCCUGUUGGUUAUAUUUAUCUCCGCAUGAGCCUUUCACACCAAGAUUUCUAUAUUUUGUAACAUAGGUAAAAUAUUUAAAACAUCAAAAACUGUACAUCUAGAUUUUUAAAAAUCCAACUGCAAUGUCUUUCCCUGAUUGUCUGAGAUAGAUCAUGUAAUUACUCACAAGUCUUGUUUUGGAGUGACCAGAAGAGUCGUGCCGUGUGUGGUGUGGCAUGAGAGGAGGGGCACCAUGCAGCUGUUGUCCUGGGAAGUCCCCAGGGCCCUGCAGAUGGACUCUGUUGUCAACUGGGGGUCAGAAUCAUUCAGUCUGCUCCCUACUGUUAGCCUUCCUCCCAACUGUACAGAUUUGUUUGUUGUAGCUUAUGUACUUCUUGAUACUGUCAAAAAAAUUAUCUGGAAAUGGUUUUAUUUUGUGAGGUGAACGAUACUUUGUAAUUUAUGAUAGUGUAAAUGGAAGGAAAAGCAUUACAUGUAUUAAAUUCUUCUGUCUAUCAU
Molecule: messenger RNA, 3849 nt
Organism: Heterocephalus glaber (naked mole-rat)
Lineage: Eukaryota; Metazoa; Chordata; Mammalia; Rodentia; Bathyergidae
Gene: Chn2
Product: chimerin 2
Biological process (GO): positive regulation of GTPase activity; regulation of small GTPase mediated signal transduction; signal transduction
Molecular function (GO): GTPase activator activity
Source: RefSeq, a predicted model, not a curated record